This is a messenger RNA of Daucus carota subsp. sativus, 1040 nucleotides long. RefSeq names its product NAC domain-containing protein 105. Bases 274 to 876 code for a protein of 200 amino acids. Gene Ontology annotation, molecular function: DNA binding. Gene Ontology annotation, biological process: regulation of DNA-templated transcription. NCBI's taxonomy places the organism in Eukaryota, Viridiplantae, Streptophyta, Magnoliopsida, Apiales, Apiaceae. The transcript has 3 exons. The record is from RefSeq and is a predicted model, not a curated record.
AUGAUUUAAUAAAAAGAUUAAGUUUCCAUAAUUCAUUGGCACUACCAUAUUAACUAGCUGUAGAAUUGUUUGUUGGUAAGGUAAGAGUAAAAUUUCAGUUAUUAUCCAACACUUAUUCUUCAAGCCGGGUGAACUAUGAUGGAGCCUAUAUAAGCAAAUCAUGAGGAUUGUUUUGCAUGCACAUUAAUCUCAUAAGCCUCUCAACGGUCUUUGUUCUCUUUUCUUGCUCUUUCGUUUUUGUUUCGAAGAUCACAUAAGCUUCUGCCAUUUACCAUGAGUAAUAAUUUACCUGCUGCUGCAAAAGUCAUAGUAGAAGAAGAGAUUGGAGAUAGUCUGCCUCCAGGCUAUUAUUUUCUUCCUUCUGCUGCACAAUUAAUUGAAGAGUACUUGCUUCAGAAAAUCUUGGAUCUUCCUAUGGCGUCUAAUAUUGUUAAGAUUAUGGAUUUCGUCGAGCUAAUAGACCCCGAUCAGCUUAAUUUAGAAGAAUUCAAGUACUGCAAAGACAAAGAGGGUUAUUAUAUUACAAAAAAAGCAGAAAGAAAGGCGAAUGAGAAAACGAUUAUAAAGACACUUACGGGGCAUUGGAAGGAAUACAAAUCAAAUAUUCCUAUUUCUAACAACAGCCAAAUUGUCGGGUACAAGAGCACUUUCACUUUUUACCAGGCAGAUGGUACAGAAACAGCUUGGAAAUUGAAUGAAUACACAAGCAAUCCUGAUAUCGUGCCGGUUGAUGCACUUACUGACACUGUUCGAGCUAAGAUAGAAGAAUAUGUAGCAUGCAGAAUUCACAUCAAAAAAGUGAAAUUAGCGGAACAAGUCAUCUACAAUGAAGAAACUGUAAAGGACGAAGACGAAGAUGAAGAUGGAGAAGAAUAAGGGCCAGACCUUUUUAUUAGGAUUAUUUAACACUAAUUCUUUUUCUUUCUGUUUUGUAAUAUAGUUCCAGAAUUGUAUCUGGUAUUAGUGUUGCUUCCUUGUCACACUAAUAAAUUUUGUUAGUUAUUUAACAGUCAAAUAAUAAUUCAGAUUACAGUAUUGAA